Messenger RNA from Uranotaenia lowii, 1929 nucleotides. RefSeq lists its product as uncharacterized. The transcript has 2 exons. Gene Ontology annotation, molecular function: RNA-DNA hybrid ribonuclease activity; nucleic acid binding. Bases 1 to 1929 code for a protein of 642 amino acids. NCBI's taxonomy places the organism in Eukaryota, Metazoa, Arthropoda, Insecta, Diptera, Culicidae. The record is from RefSeq and is a predicted model, not a curated record.
AUGGCAGAAGAAUUUCUUGACACGCACUUCGGACAGAACAACCGGUUACCGAAUGAAGAACCACACACUUUAAUAACUGAAGGUUUGCUAGACAAAACAUCCUGGUACAGAAUACUAGCUUCGAAGAAGAAAACAUCCGCUCCAGGUGAAGACAACCUCUCCUACGAGUUACUGGCUUUUCUGAACCCCGCGGUUACCGAAAAAAUAAUAUUCCUCAUCAACGACAUGUGGAGAAAAGGAGCCCUGGAAGAAACUUUGAAGGUGAUCAAAGUCAUUGCUAUACCUAAACCUGGACGUGACCAGAGCACCGUUGCAGGAGAGUUUGCCGAAAUCGCCAGGACCCUUAAUUUCACAAUCAACCCAGAAAAAACAAAAACUAUUCUUUUCCAACAUGGCAAUAAACAGCUCAACAUAUCCCUCAAUGGUGCUUUGUUGGAAUCCGUAAGAUCUCAUAAGUAUCUGGGUAUAAUUUUCGAUCGUCAUCUUAGUUUUGGAAUACACAUUAAGGAGGUCCGAUCGAAGGUUCAAGAACGUUUAAAUAUGGUCAAGGUUCUAAAUGGGGCAAAACAUGGUGCCCACCCUGAAUCGAUGAUCAAAAUAUAUAAGGGACUCUUCCGGAGCAAAAUGGAUUACGGCAGCUCAGUGUACAAUAAUUCCAGCAAAACCAAUCGCAACAUUUUAUCAGUACUAAACAAUCAAUGCCUACGAAAGGUGACGGGAGCCACGAAAAGCACACCGAGGAACACGCUAGUGGCCCUAAGUGGGCAGCACCCAGUGGACUUUAGGCACACGUACAUUGCUUCUAGAGAAAUAUGUCGACACAUGUCAAGAAACAACCUGAUUGCUCAUCAACUAAGAACAAUUCAAUUACCAGAGGAUGUUAGCAAAUGGCAUCAAUUCUCUUACCUGGAAAGAACAUACUGGCUUAACAAAGAAUUGUUCGAUCGCAUCCAAUCGAUAGAACGCCCCGGCAAUAUGCAAGGAGUCGAAAUAUUUCCAGAUCUGGAAGGUCUGACGGUUGCUAAACAGAAUUCGAAUCCCAUGAGGCUGAAACAACUAACACUCUUCGCCAUGAAUGGCAAGUACCGAGGCCGUGGUCGUAUUUUCACGGAUGCUUCCAAGGAAGGUAACGUUUGCGGCAUAGGAGUCUUCGUAGAGCAAAUGAGAUUACGCUUAUCACUAAGGCUCGAGAAGGAAACCAGCAUCACAUCUGCGGAGCUGAUAGCUAUCUACAAAGCAACGGAAAUAGUUGAACAGCAGUGUCUCGAAAGACCCGUCAUCUACACCGAUUCGCAAGCAUCGUGCACGAUGCUUCUCAAUGCACAAGAAUCCUGUGAAGCAGAAAGUAUCUUAGCGAAAAUUCUUCGAAGCUGCUCUCAUCAUGGAAUAACUAUCCAAUGGAUACCCAGUCACGUAUCCAUUGGCGGAAACGAUACAGCAGACGCAUUAGCAAAACACGGGCUACAGUCGGAGCAGAUAAUUGAGAACACGUACCUUCUAUCAGACGGAUUCAACGCACUGAAGAAAUCGCUAGCUGAAAACACAACAGAUUGGUACAAACAUUAUUCGACAGAAAAAGGGAAAACUUUUUACUACAUACAACCGGAAUUUUCCACAGUACCAUGGUUCGUAGGAAAGAACCUAAAAGGAAGAGAUGUUCGACUCCUGAACCGUUUGAUGGCUGGUCAUGACUUUUCCAAAUAUUGGCUAGCCAAAAUGAAAAUAAAAGAUGAUGCUGACUGCGAGCUAUGCAAGGAACCUGAAACAGCGAAUCACAUAAUUCUCACCUGUCCACGCUUUGCCUUAACGAGAUUACAAUACGAUUUCAACGGCAAGUACACAAAUUUGAAGGAACUAUUUAAAGAAAAAAACCUAACGCACUACGAAGAGGUAGCCAAAUGCACUAGCGAAAUCAAAAUUGAUUUAUAA